Coregonus clupeaformis (lake whitefish) is the source of this 2704-nucleotide messenger RNA. RefSeq lists its product as uncharacterized. Bases 151 to 2508 code for a protein of 785 amino acids. The record is from RefSeq and is a predicted model, not a curated record. The transcript is spliced from 8 exons. Lineage: Eukaryota; Metazoa; Chordata; Actinopteri; Salmoniformes; Salmonidae.
UUAUUACUACCAGCAGCAGCGUCAGGCAGUAAACCUUUAGAAAAUUCGAAUUAUUUCAGAAAGAACAGUAGAGGGGCAAAAUCAACUCUGAGAUCUCUGAGCUAGUAACUAGCUCUAUGUUCAUUUCGAGGUGAUUCUAAAAGGGAUGAAAUGUCAGGCUCACUGUGUAUACAGUGUCAGACACACACCACAGUGUUUAGUAAGACCUGCAACAGUUGUUUCUUCAACCAUCCAAAAGAGAAGAGGAUGUUACAAGCAAUGAAGAAGUAUGAUUACGAAUGGGGACACAAUGAUUGCAACCAUUAUAAUAAUAGCUCUCAGAUCUUGACUUCCACUAAAGUAUUGCUCUACAAAUUACACACUCUGGGAUUUGUCCCCCUUCUCCUGCUUGGAAAAAAGAGAAGGGGAUCAAAACAUAUUGAUAUGGAUUCCUUUUGCCCUCACCCCGAAGUCAUAAAAGAAACGGGCUCUAUUGAAACAUUGAGAAACAUUUAUUUAGGUCUUCUGAAUGUCACACUCUGCACUGAGUCCCAAUGCCAGUGCUCCCCAGUGUCUCCAGAGCCGGACGGGACCCCUGCACCAGACGAGGUAGAUGGAACCCCUACAACAAUCGAUCCAGUGGGAACCCCUGCACCAACAGAGCUACACGGAAUACCCAUAUCCAUCCGACUGAACAUACAACCCACACCAACAGAGACGGGCAAACCCAACACGCUAAUCAAUCCAGUGGAAACCCCUACAACUAUCAAUCCAGUGGGAACCCCUGCGCCAACCAAGCGAGACGGAAUCCCCAUAUCUUUACGACUGAACCUAAUCCCCACGCCAACCGAGCCAGGCAAACCCUCCACACCAACCAAUCCAGUGGGAAUCCUUACACCAACCAAUCUAGUGGGAACUCCUAUAGCAAUUGAAUCAGGAACCCCUGCACCAAAUAUGCUAUACGGAAUCUCCACAUCCAUCAGCCUGAACAAAAUCGGCACACUAACAGAGCCAGCCAAACACUCCACAUCAACCAAUCCAGUGGGAACCCCUUCACCAGCCGAGCUAGACGGACUCCCCACACCAACAGACCCAGGCAAACCCUCCACACCAACCAAGCUAGACGUAAUCCCCACAUACAUCUGCCUGAACGGCAUCCCCACAUCCAUCUGCAUGAACGGAACCCCCACACCAAUACAGGGCAAAAUUCCCAGACCAAUACAGCCCAAAAUCCCCACACCAAUACAGCCAUGCAAACCCUCCACACAAAACAAUCCAGUGGAAACCCCUACACCAAUGGAUGAAACCUCUGAGUCCUCUGAGCCCCAGGACCAAGAGCUACAAAGGCUAAAAAGAAAAAUGUGGACAGAUGGAGAUCUAAUCGAAGCUGAAGACGGUGCAACCACUCAAGCACAAAAGAGAAUAAAGGCAACCGAAGAGUGGCUGAACAUGGAUACGGACAGGCCCACGGGGUCAAGACAUGCCGAGGUAGACGCUGAAGUAUUAGAUCAACUAGAACAACACGAAGAAGAGUGUCUGAACAUGGAUACGGAUAGGCCCACUGUGUCAAGACAUGCCGAGGUAGACACUGAAGUAUUAGAUCAAUUAGAAAAGAGCAGCAUUGUACAAGCAACCAACAAGCAAACUUUGUGGGCUAUAAACUGCUUCAAGGACUGGCUGGCAGAGAAACAGAUGCUAGUGGAUUUCUCAACCAUUGAGAAAUCUGAAAUGAAUGUCCUCUUGCGAGAUUUUUACUGUUCUGUUCGAAGGGGUAAAGGUGGGGAAUAUUGCAUCCCAAGCUAUAUCGGAAUCCGGGCAGGCGUGAACAGAUUCAUUAACCUCCCUCCCCUUAGCAGAGCCUGGUGCUUGAUGAAGGACAGUGAGUUUACCUCCUCUAAUAAUGUAUUUAUUGGGGUACUAAAGAAAAUCAGACGAGAGGGCAGGGUCAAAACUACCCAUCCUAAGGUGAUUAAAGCACAAGACCUUGAGAUUCUUCAAAACUCUACUGUGCUAAGCCCUUACACCCCCAGAGGACUAGUGAACAAAGUGUGGUUCGAUAUCCAGGUACACUUUGGCCCCAGAGGAAAGGAGGGCAAUAGGUGGUUAACGCCACAGUCGUUUGUAAUAAAGUACGAUGAAAACGGAGCAAAAUAUGCAACAAUGAUUUCCAGAGAAGAAAGACAGAACCAUAAAGAUGCAGAAGAGAAGAACGGGCCGAAUCGCUGUGGAAUCAUGUUUGAGAACCCUGGUAGUCACCUCUGUCCGGUCGCCUCCUUGGAGAAGUAUCUGAGCAAGAUCCCGUCAGAUGCCACCGCCCUCUACCUCCAUCCUAAGAAGAUGGUCAUCACCAGUGAUAGCAUAUGGUAUAGCCAGGAGCCAAUGGGGUUCAACUACCUUUCAUCAAUGCUGCCCCGACUGUGCCAGGAGGCUGGUACACUGGAAAAGUACACAAACAACUGCUUCCGAUCUUUGCGCGAGAUCAUGUCUGUCAGCAGGUACAAGACUGAUAGUUCCUUGAAAAGUUAUUGAAAACCUUCAAUGGACAACAUAAAGAGAUCUCAAAUAGGCUCAAUGUGAGUCAGUUUUACUUCCACUUUUUGGUCUUAUAUUCAUAACACAAAUGGAGCGCUUGACAAGAUGCAUACAGCGCCAAACGUCAGCCUCGAAACCUUAAUGACUUGGAGAAGAUCUGCAAAGAGGAGUGGAACAAAAUCCCUCCUGAGAU